CAGUAGCAGCAGCAGCAGCAGUAGAGCCAAGGAGGAGUGCUCACCCAACCCAGAGCUGCAUCCAGCCUUCGGGUCUCUGAAGACUCCAGUUUGUAGAGGAGAAUCGCCCCAACGGCUCGCAGGCACUAGAACGUCACAAACUUUAGGGGACAGACUUCGUGGCCAGAAACCUGGGAUGAAGAUGUCCCUGUCCUCAGGAAGCUGGAGGUAGAUUGGUUCCCCACAGGCUCUGGGGGAUACCACUGCCUGGUCCCCACCAUGAGGGGUCUGCCCAUACUGCCUUGCCACUGGGUCUGGCUGCUCUGGUCCUUCUGCAGCUUUCAGGUGUGUGGCACCCAGCCCAGAGCCCAGGAACAUCCAGGGUUUGCGGUCUUGGCUUCUGCUUCUCAUUACUGGCCACUGGAAAAUGUGGAUGGGAUCCUUGAGCUUCAGGACACAACUGGAGCGUCGCGAACCCACAACCUCACUGUGCCUCCCUCCCACAAUGCUACCUUUGUCUUUACCAAUGAUUCCGCCUACUCCAACUUCUCUGCGACUGUAGAUAUCAUGGAAGGGAAGGUCAAUAAAGGGAUUUACCUCAAGGAGGAGAAGGGUGUGACAUUCCUCUACUAUGGCAGCUACAAGUCAUCCUGUAUCAGCAACCCGGCCCAGUGUGGACCUGAGGGAGUGACGUUUUCAUUCUUCUGGAAGACUCAAGGGGAACAGCCUCGACCAGCCCCCUACGCUUAUGGGGGACAGGUCAUCUCUGAUGGUUUUAAAGUCUGCUCUAGCGGUGGAAAGGGCUCCGUGGAGCUGUACACACGGGAUAAUUCGAUGACAUGGAAGGCCACCUUCAACCCUCCAGGUCCUUACUGGACUCAUGUCCUGUUCACAUGGAAGUCCAAGGAGGGCCUAAAAGUCUAUGUCAACGGGACUCUGAGCACGUCAGACCCGAGCGGGAAAGUGUCUCACACCUAUGGGGAUCCCCAUGCCAACCUGGUCAUAGGGUCUGAGCAGGACCAGACCAAGCGUUAUGAGAGCGGAGCUUUCGAUGAGUUCAUCAUCUGGGAACGUGCACUCACUCCCGAUGAGAUCAAGAUGUACUUCACAGCUGCCAUAGGUAAACACUCUCUUCUGUCGUCCUCAGCACCACCCGCUAUGCCUACAGCACAUUCCGUGAUGCCCACAGAUGCCUAUCACCCAAUCAUCACCAACCUAACAGAGGAGAGGAAAUGCUUCCAGAGACCUGGGACCGUGCUUCGUUACCUUCAAAAUAUGUCCCUCAGCCUGCCCAAUAAAUCCCUCUCAGAGGAAACUGCGCUGAACCUCACACAGACUUUCUUAAGAACUGUGGGUGAGGUGCUUCUACUUCCCAGCUGGACCCACGUAUCAGAGGACAACACCAUGACGCUGGGGCUGGUGAACACCAUCGAUACCGUAAUGGGUCACAUAUCAUCCAACCUGCAAUCCAGAGAACCCCAUGUCACCCUCAUAGGCUCUUCCUCCAUGGCAGAUUUCUCCGUGGCCAAGGUCCUUCCCCCAGCACUGAGUGUCCCUCACUAUAGGUUCCCAGCCCACGGGCACAGCUACAUUGAGAUUCCAAGAGAGGCCCUUCACAGCAAAGCCUGGACCACGAUUGUCGGCCUUCUCUACCACUCCAUGCACUAUUACCUGAACAACAUCCCCCCAGCCAGCACAAAGAUUACUGAGGCUGUGAACUGCAGAGAUUGCCUGCUUUCUGUCGCCAGCCGCCUGAUCUCCCUGGAGGUGUCCCCACCACCCACUCUGUCCCAGAACCUAUCGGGCUCUCCUCUGAUCACCGUCCAUCUCAGGCACAAACUGACUCAUAAGCAGUAUGUCGAUGCCACCAAUGAGAGCAACCGCCUCUUCCUGUAUUGCGCCUUCCUUAACUUCAGCACCGGAGAAGGCAUCUGGUCAAGCCAGGGCUGUGCGCUCACAGAGGGAAACCUCACCCAUUCAGUGUGUCGCUGCACACAUCUUACCAACUUUGCCAUCCUCAUGCAAGUGGUCCCACUCCAGCUCACACAUGGACACCAGGUGGCGCUGUCGUCCAUCAGUUAUGUUGGCUGCUCUCUGUCAGUUCUCUGCCUGGCUGCCACGCUGGUCACCUUCGCAGUACUGUCUUCUGUAAGCACCAUUCGGAACCAGCGUUACCACAUCCAUGCCAACCUGUCCUUCGCUGUCCUGGUGGCCCAGGUUCUGCUGCUCAUCAGCUUCCGUGUGGAGCCCGGCACGGUCCCGUGCCAGGUGCUGGCCAUCCUCCUGCACUACUUCUUCCUGAGUGCCUUUGCUUGGAUGCUGGUGGAGGGACUGCAUCUCUACAGCAUGGUGAUAAAGGUCUUCGGGUCGGAGGACAGCAAGCAUCUCUACUACUAUGGGAUAGGCUGGGGGUGCCCUCUCCUUAUCUGCAUCAUCUCCAUAUCAUCCUCUAUGGACAGUUAUGGGACAAGUGACAGCUGCUGGCUGUCUCUGGGGAGUGGCGCCAUUUGGGCCUUUGUGGGCCCUGCCCUGCUGGUCAUUGUGGUCAACAUUGUUAUUCUGGUAGCGGUGACGAGGGUCAUUUCCCAUGUCAGCACCGACAACUACAAGAUACACGGGGACCCCAGUGCCUUCAAGUUGACAGCCAAGGCUGUUGCUGUGUUGCUACCCAUCCUGGGAACCUCAUGGGUGUUUGGGGUGCUUGCUGUCAGUGACCGGGCCCUGGUCUUCCAAUACAUGUUUGCUGUACUCAACUCCUUACAGGGCCUCUUCAUCUUCCUCUUUCACUGUCUCCUAAACUCAGAGGUGAGAGCAGCCUUCAAGCACAAGACCAAGGUCUGGUCCCUUACGAGCAGUUCGGCCCGAACCACAAACACCAAACCCUUCAGUUCCGAUAUCGUCAACGGGACCAGGCCAGGCACGGUACCUACAAAGUUAAGCCCGUGGGACAAGAGCAGCCAUUCUGCCCACCGUGUGGACCUAUCUGCUGUGUGAUCAGGGUGGCUGCCACUCCAAACAAGUGCCUACCCCAAAGCAGAGAAAAAAUGCAUACCCUGUCUCCAUCAUGGGUCCCUCUCCUUGCUGCCUUGGCCUGGGAUCACAGCCCUGACCUAUGCCUGUGCAGAGUGUCCUGCCUAGCACUGCAAGUCGACUCAGGGUGGUGUGCCCAGCAAUGAUUCAGCCCUUCUUCCCUGAUGUGGUAGGCACUUCUAUUCUCUGUGGACACCAGAAUGCAAGGUAGCCCGUGGUGACACUGAGUGCGAACCGUACCAGCAAGGCUGUGGUAAAUGAGAUGUAAAGUUGCAGCUACAAGAGGGCGUGGCCACAGCCUUGAUGGAGACUCGGCAUCCUGAGGGGUACUUAAGAUCCUCUGUGUCUCCAGAAUGUCAACAGAGGUAGCAGUGAUGCCAGCACCAUCUUCAAAUAAGGGGACACUAAUUGGGCCACCUCCCACCCUGGCUGUACACCGGUUCUGGGGUCUCUGCCUUUGCCUGUCUGGAGUCACCCACUCUCCUGUGUAUGGAGCCUUGUGAAGACAGCCUACCGGAGCCACUGCAUAGGAAAUGAUUCAGCCUAUUCCUUGCAAGCUGUGCCUCACUGGAUCUAAAGUCAGCCUUUGAAUGCCUUUUUCAAAAAUGAGCCUCUCCACUGUCCACCGCCUCCUCCAGGUCCGAGAUGCCAUGUUGGGUAUCUGUCUGCAUCUGCAUGUCCUGGU
Messenger RNA from Phodopus roborovskii (desert hamster), 3694 nucleotides. RefSeq names its product adhesion G protein-coupled receptor D1 (gene Adgrd1). Lineage: Eukaryota; Metazoa; Chordata; Mammalia; Rodentia; Cricetidae. The transcript has 26 exons. The record is from RefSeq and is a predicted model, not a curated record. The coding region runs from base 259 to 2973 and encodes 904 amino acids. Gene Ontology annotation, molecular function: G protein-coupled receptor activity. Gene Ontology annotation, cellular component: membrane. Gene Ontology annotation, biological process: cell surface receptor signaling pathway; adenylate cyclase-activating G protein-coupled receptor signaling pathway.